This is a messenger RNA of Durio zibethinus, 1037 nucleotides long. RefSeq lists its product as uncharacterized. The record is from RefSeq and is a predicted model, not a curated record. Lineage: Eukaryota; Viridiplantae; Streptophyta; Magnoliopsida; Malvales; Malvaceae.
AUGCGGAUAUCCGAUUUCCGUAUUGUCGCAGUCAUCAAAGUGCAGGCAGAAGUGCAGUCAGAGUCAAUUCAAUCGGUCGAUAAGGCCCGUUGACUCGCGUUAAAACAAAAGAAAUCUUUCGCCCUCUCGCGACAUCUCGCUGCAUCGACCUUAUCAACUGCCGAGUUUUAUAAGUACCUUGGAGGAAAGGGGAAGCAAUAUCCGUAAACAAAUUAAGAAUGAGGAGUCCCGUGACUCUGAGUAGGAGGAAAAGUCCCCUCGCACUUCAAAUUAUAAAGCCCCAUUGUCGAAAUUCCCCAAGGAACCAUCAGCAGAAGCUGAAAGGAGAGUCGAAAUACCUGAUCAACCGCUUGAAAAUGCUACGAUCAGAGAUGGAAGAAAUAAGCGAGGAGCAGAAAGAGAUCAAAGAAGGGCAAAGACAAGUAAGAGAAAAAUUUGAAGCCGUUGAAAUGGAAUGUGACCAACUCAGAAAGGAGACCAAUCUCAUAAUGCAGCAGAGUUUGAACACCCAAAUCCGCCUUGCAUUCAUGUUCCAAAUCUUGAAAGCACGACAAAACCAAGAGUUUGACAAGGCAGCCAUGCUCACUGUUGCUCUCCGCGAGCUGAUAGCAAGAGAGAAUCAGAAAAAGUAAAUUAUGCACCAAAUAAAUAAACGGUGGUUGAGUAUUCUAAUAAAGACCAAGAUUUCAAUCGUUGCUGUUGCCCUCAAAUGGUCGCGUUUGGUGGUUUUGGUGUGACAGGUGUAUCCGUCUUUCUAUGUUCAGCGCGACAAUCAUCGUCGACUCUACUACAGCAUCUGCGUUUGGUGAUGCAGAUCUGAGUUGUAGGGAUUUGAUGUCGUGUUGAAUGUCCUAUAUAUUUCAAUCUAUUACUUCAGUGUGUUUUGAGUCAUAUAUAUGCAUAAAUUUAUUUAUCCAUUAUUCUAUUGUCUCAUGUUUUGCCAUUUUUCUAACAUUUUCCUAACGGAGGUUGGGAUGUUUCGUAGUGACAUAAUCGAAGAAUAUUGGUCGGCUCAAAGGAUCAUAAGAAAUAGAGAU